GGAUAUUUUGACAAAAUUGCGGCUUAGUGCUUUCAGCCCUCGGUAAAAUCGUAACUGUUAAAACUCGGUUUAACGUCCCACCUGCGCAGAAGUGAUUAAUAUGAAGAUUAAAAUAACAUCGCCGUGCAUGGCUAUGAUUCUUUACGAAGCAGCAAAAUCAUCUGGUCAAACAGAAGGUGGACUUCUAGGUGAAACAGCGCAUGAAACAACAACAAGUAUAACCGAUUCAGUCGUUUCUACUAAAACUGAAGAAGUCUUAUCACUGCACACUGUAACACAGCUCCCUACAACUACGCUGCCUAAAAGAGCUAAUGAGGAUUCAUCACGUUGUUAUGGUUGGUUUAAAUUCUGUAGAAGGCCAAACAUGAAACUCACUGUAAAGGAAAAGUCAGUGCAUCGUAAGUUGAUGGAAAGAAGUCAAGUUGAUGGUAUGAAGGCAUCGCAAGUUGUUACUUUGCUUGUACAAGAAACGUGGGUUGAAAACUUAUCUACUUACACAUGGAAGAUAUCACCGUUUAUACUCGAUGAACAUAGAAAAUUCGUGUCUUGCAAAGUUGAAAUAGUAAACUUAAAAGCUGCAGUCUGUGGUUCAUACAAACCGUACCCGUCCAUUUACCAACAAAGAAAGUUACCAGAUGUGAUGAAAGCUAUUGAUCAACUUAAACUUGAUUUGGCACCAAACAACUCGUUCUUUAUCGUAGAAACAGUUAGAACUGCAGGAAGUAAAGUUGUGAAAUCAUUAGAUGAUUGUGCAAAGUUGUGUACUCACACAGAGGAUAUGCUUCAAUUGGCAUAUCAUGAACAAAGUUCGUUAAAAACAAGACUCAGGGAGUUGCAAGAGAGGAAAGAAAUUAAACUUUUGACAGAAGAAACUGAAAGUUGUUCGUCAGAUUCAACAGAAGAGGAACCUAUGGAUCAUGAAUCUAAAGCUCAACAACUUAUCCAACAUUUAAAGAAUAAAAGUGAAAGUUCUUCCCCUUGUACAAUCAAACCAUGUUCAACGAAUGUGACCAACUGCUUGACAAGUCAAGAAAAAGUAGUUAAUUGCAAAACAGCGAGUAAAAGAAGACUUGAAACUCCACCACCAAAACCAAGUGAUCCAUUUGACACUCUUGUUGACUUAGCCAAAGCAGAAUUACUAAAACCAGCAUCUAAUUCAUUUGAAACAGUGAAUGAACAGGAUGCAGAAUUACUCGCUGAAUACAAUGAUGAAAGAUCUUGGGCAGAAAGGACGAGAUCCGGAAGAAAGCAGCUUAAAAACGACGAAUGAAUUUGCUGUUUUGUAAACCUUGCCACUAGCCACGCUUAAAAAUGCUCGCAUUCACAACUAGAGUCUUCACCAAUCCAAACAAAGAUGAGUUGGCAAUCCUCACCUCGUUUGUUUUGUCUAUAAAUGCACCAGAAAGUUAAUGGAAUAGGUUUAUUUCUUCCUUUAGCUAAUAAUUAUGAUUAUUUCUUGCAAAAGAAUAUAUAGCAGUCGAUGAAAAAGAUAUAUUUUUGCAACUGUUAAUGCAAUAAACGAGAUUUAAUUA
Molecule: messenger RNA, 1532 nt
Organism: Ciona intestinalis (vase tunicate)
Lineage: Eukaryota; Metazoa; Chordata; Ascidiacea; Phlebobranchia; Cionidae
Source: RefSeq, a predicted model, not a curated record